CAUAUUUUCAUGUUUUCCUCUUUUAUUUUUGUUCUGUGUUGUUGCAAACAUUCCAACGAUUAUUUUUGUAUUAAAUUAAGUAAAAAAAAAAAUUUAAACAUUUUAGACCCUUAACUAAAAAAAGAUCAUCUUGCUUUUGCAUUUGCUCUUUAAAAUAGUUUUCAUAUCUUUCAGUGGACAGUUUUGAGAUCAAGAAAUGUAAAAAACAUGACGAUCUUCUGCAGUCAAAAGAUGUUGGUCUACAAGUGGACAGCUUUGAGAUCAAGAAAUGGGAAAAACAUGACAAUCUUCUGCAGUUAAAAGAUGUGGACAGUUCUAAGUUCAAGAAAUGGGAAAGAUAUGAAUAUCUUCUGCACCCAACAAUUGGAUGUCAAACGAUGACAUAUAGCCUUGAGCCCAUGGUGGGUAAUAAAGAUUCUGGGGUCACUGUAAUGCACCUGGAAGGACCUCUAAAUACUGUAAAUGAGUAUAUGCAGUCAAUCAAGGAUAAGUAUGAGCAUGAUUGGAGCUUCCAGUCUGGUGACCAUGCAUUAUUGUCAGACCUCUAUACUGACCCACUGAUCGUUGAGAAAAUCCAAAAUAUCAGCUUUGAGAACAUAAGCGUGGAUAAGUUGUUUCAGUCAAAUGUUCUGAUGACUGUCGUUCUCCACGGUGACUCUGGCAGUGGCAAAUCCUUCAUAGCACAGAAGAUGCUGUUGGACUGGGCUUCUAAAGCAGCAUCUUCUAUAGAUUUUAGUGUGGUCUUCUACCUGAGGUGUGAAGAGCUGAUGUUCAUUGAACAAAUGAACUUAAGUAAACUCUUGAGCAGCAAUUGUAGUUUAACACCAGUUCAGAUCUCGAAGAUGCUACAGCAUUUCCCAGAGAAGCUGCUUUUCAUCGUUGAUGGAUUUGAUCAUCUGAGACUCACACAGGAUAUUUAUGACAUGUCAGAACUUAUUGAUCCACUUCAGAAAACCCUGCCGGAGGUCAUUGUUUGUGCCCUGCUGAGGAGAUUCCUGGUUCCGGAGUCCACACUGCUGGUCACCACCAGAACUAAAAACACUGUGAACAAGCUGCUAAAUGGACAACAGUGUGUCACGGAGAUUCUGGGCUUUUCUGAGAAGAUGGUGAAGAUGUAUUUCCAGACAUUUUUCAGUAAGGAGUAUGAAAGUCUGAAAGCAAAUGAAACUGUCUUCACUGCCUGCUCCAGUCCUGUUAUCCGCUGGAUCAUCAGUGAGAUGUUGAGGGUUGGUGCAAAUAUAAAAUUUGGACUGGAAACCACCACCUCCAUAUACAUUGACUUUGUGUGCACUUUACUGGAGCAUCACAGCCAGGGUUUGAGUCGGUCUGUGCCGACCCUGCUGAGGAGUCUGGGUCAGCUGGCAGAGAGAGGGAUGCUGGAAACACGAGUGCUUUUUGAUGAGAAAAGUGUGAAUGAAAUGGUUUCAGGCACUGAAAAAUUAUUCCUCAGGAAGAGAACAGUCUGCCAGGAGACGAUGUUCGGUUUCAUGCAUCGCAGCUUUCAGGAGUUCUUCACCGCUCUUUAUUUUGUGCUUCUUGAUGAAGAAGAGUCUCAGAGGAAAGUGAAAGAGCUUCUUUACACUGUGGAGAGAGGAUGGACAUUGUCCUGCUGGCCUGAUCCAGACUUCUCAAUGGCAGAUGUUGAAGUUAGACAGUCAGAGUUUCUGCAGCCUGUGAUUCUGUUCCUUUGUGGUCUCUGUUGGAAAGACCUGAUCCCAUCAUUUUUUGAGAAGCACAACAUGGCCGUCUCUGUCAACAUAGAAACCCAUCUUAAAGAGUGGAUCAAUAAGUGCUCACAGAGAUAUCAAAAUGAGCACCUGCUGUUCAUUCUCCAUUGUCUCUUUGAGCUCCAUCAGAAGAGCUUCACUGCGAAAGUUCUGCAAAGGAUGAUUUUGAUGGAUCUGUCCAAUAUGUCACUGAAAACAACAGACUGUUGGGUGUUGAAGCACUGUUUAGAGAGCAGUGAACACAUCAGUAACCUGAAGCUCCAGGUAACAUCUGAUAAUCUGAAGAUGCUCCAUCCUGCUCUGUACAAAUGUAAAGAGCUGUGGUUAUUGAUUGAUCACAUUUCAGACUGUGUUGUGGAUUUGAUCUCAGCUCCUGGUAAACAGAAGAUUCUGAAAAAACUCAAUAUAAAGAAGCUUGAAAAUGGCGGAAGUUUUUUUCACCUAGAGAUCACUGUAUCAGUCAGAGAAAGAGACAUCACGCUGUCUUUUAGCAGGUCAAUGUUCACAUCAUCAAUCACAGAAUUAACUCUGACAUCUCCUCACUCAGUUGUUUCCAUCAUCAAAUGGAUGGAAUCACAGAACAAGCAAAGUAGUAGCUAUAUUAAUCCUGAAGAAGAGAAAGAUCUGAUGUUCCUCAAGUCAUUGUCUGGUUUGAAGAAAGUCUGUCUGCAUGUUUCAAAUCUGAAUGACACAUUUGCUUGUGAACUCCUGUCCCUCAUUCAGGCUUGUUCCAGCCUGACUCAACUUUGGCUUUCCCCAGAUAUUAAAAAGGGUUUUAGCAUAAGUGACAGGAAGGACUUCAGGAAGCACAUCCAGUCUCUCAAGAAGUCGUUGAAUGAGAUGCGUUGGACUCUGACUUUUUGGGGCAACUCAGUGUUGAUCAAGCCAAAUGAGGAGAGAUUCACAGAGAAGCUGCAGACAAAGACAGACAUGGGUGCUUCACCCUUGUUAUUAACCUCAGAAGUUGCAGAAGUGUUUACACCUCAACUCAUUGAGAUGAAUAGAGCAAACAAACACAAAAUUACAUACAGGUUUGUGUGUCCGCAUGCUGGUCAGUUUCAGUGCAGUUUGACCAGUCUUGUGUUUGUGAUGGAUAGUGAAGGAGAGGUGCAGUAUAAAGUCGACUCGUGGGAUCCUCGUUUGUUAGAUGGUUUGGGUCAAAUGCAGCCUGCAGGACCCCUAUAUGACAUUGACUGUAUUAAUGGUUCAAUCUCAAAUCUACAUCUUCCUCACUGUGAAACAUUCUCUGGGGAAAAUAAGGAUUGUUUGGCUGUAGCACAUUUCACUGUCGGGGGUAUAGAAAUGAUGCAGCCACUCAAAGUCACUGAAACUCAUGUGGUGAUUGACAUCAGAGACCUCUCCUUAUUCGGACUCUUAAAAAAAAUAUUUUCUGGUUCCCCUAUUGAUGCCCAAGUGUUGCUCUUUCUUCGACCACUAAUAUGUGGACAGAAAAAUAAAAUUCUUGAUGUCCACUUACUUCCAAAGAACGUUCCCGUAUCAGAGGUCCAGUGCUGCCACCAGGAUAAAGCCUACAUUGAAACAAGUUCAAAAUGUCGCUUGUUUCCUCAUAGACUUUACAGUCUGUGUUGUCAGCCAGAGGAAUGUGAGGUGCAGCCAACGAGUGAGAUCUUUGAGCAUAAUAAUUUUGGUCCAAACUAUCAUCCUACAUUUGAAGUGUUUCUGGAAGUGGACACAGAGGAGGUCAGAUUGGGGAUUUUGGAUGAAGCUGAAAGUAGGAAUGUAGUGUGGAACAAACGGCGAAUUUUACUUACAGGUCAAGGUUCACAGCACAAAAGGAAAUCAGGAAGUGAAUUUGUGGAUGCCCUCAGAGAUAAACUCAUUCAGAGAGUUUCAUCAGUGAUGGCGAUUGCUGACAGCCUGAAAAGCAAACGCAUGAUUACAGAUGAACUAUACAAUAAAGUAGAAGUGUCAGAUACAGAUACAGAGAAAAUGAGACGAUUGUUUAAAGGUCUGGACUCUGGAGGAGCUUCUGUGAAAGCAGAGUUUUACCGUCUGCUGAUGGAGAAUGAACCUCAUCUAGUAGAUGAACUGGAGUCUGGACACAGCGGAUCUAGCAGACCUCAGUAAUGCUAAGAGUGAGCAAGAGGCAUAAACUCCAGCUUCAGGGUAAAUAUACAGGACUGUGUCUAACAAGAGUUUUCAGAACUGAUAUUAACUCCGCAAGUAGCUGUAAAACUAUUCUUUUUCUUUUGCAUGAUUGAACCAAAUGAACCAAAGAGCACCAAACCCUCUGUACAAUACCACACAACUUAUUAAAAUCUGGAAUGAGGCUUCAUGUGUUUUAGCAUGAUGUCAUUUUGUAUAUUUUUGAAUCUAUAAAAUAACAUGUAAACUAUUAUGCUUUCCAUUCUUUCUAUUGUAGAUCCCCACUAUGCUGCUUGUGUCAAAGUAAUUUGCUUGCUUGCCAAGCAUUUGACAUUUUGUAAACCUUUACUUGUUUUUCAGAAUAAUUAAUCAACUGUUACUAGGUCAUAUUUUUGGUUUUGUAUUUUGACAUUUUUAAUAUAAACAAAGCACAAAAUAAAAGUUCAUAAUGCUAUAUGUUGGACAGUUUUUUCUAUUACAAGAGGACAAUGAACUGGAUUUCAGGAGUAACCGAGACAUGGUCUCACAUUCACAUACUAGAAACACAACACUGCACAUUCAUUCCCUUACCUUCUGUUUCUGAUAUGUGAACUUGAUCAUCUGCGGGUUUAUUGUCUUCUUUGCAUAAAGUACAUCAAUAUGCCAAAUCCUGAAAUGAAGAAGUUAAUUUGGACAAUCAAAAGCAUAAUUUCAUUUGGUUCUUCUGUAAAACAAUUAUUACAAAUGUGUUAAAA
Molecule: messenger RNA, 4567 nt
Organism: Danio rerio (zebrafish)
Lineage: Eukaryota; Metazoa; Chordata; Actinopteri; Cypriniformes; Danionidae
Source: RefSeq, a predicted model, not a curated record